AUUUUUGAUCGUUAUCGUCACGGUCACGCUGAUAAGAUGUAAAUUCCAUGAAACACAACGAGAACAGUUGAACAAUUUGUAAAAUUAACACAAAAAAACAACUUGGAAACGACAUAUAAAAGGAAGCACAAGCAACUGGUAAAAGCGUUUGGAUCUAUGCAAACAUAAGCAGACUUCAGAGAGAGAGAGAGCCCUGGCGGCCUUAUUUUCCUACGACGACAUCUUCGGACAAAGAACGCAGUGCAGCCGUGACAUACGCACAUACAAAACGAAAGGCCCACUAAAACUAACAACAACUGAGGGACUGCUCGAGGGCUCCAGCUACACGUCGCAUCGUCAUUUAUGCGCUAGAGAAGCCUCAAGUCGAGCACUUGUGUUGCGAUUCUCGCAUUUGCUGCAUAAUUACUUUGCCGCACCAGGAACAAAGGCGAAAAUAGAGCAAGAGGAAGGGGAAGCUGCAUCAGAAGCAUGACGAUCAAGCCAGUAAGCGCUCCCAGCGCGAAGCGCGUGGCUGGCAACGUCGUGGACGCGGACAACAAGGAGGCGCAUGCAACCGGACAGGUCGUGGUCGAGCAGUCAGUGGUUAAUCAAACGCACCGCAAUGUCGUCAUCGAUGGCCACGGCCAGAGUCCUCAGAGGCGCGGCGAGGUCUACGACGAGCUGGCACGCACUCACCGCUGCAGCCCCCACAAGAGCAGCACGCGCUCGAAGCGUCGCGACCACCACGACAGUCAUGCGCAUCAUCACAAGCGCGACCGCUUGGAGCGUGAGAAACUCAUCCAUCCGGCCGUGGUGCCGGGCAGCGUGCCUGGAGUGGCUGGCAGCAAAUGCACCAGUCCUCCCCUGGCCACAGCGUCUGGCAGCAGCAGCAGCCCAUCUGCGGUGGGUCGCAAGUCCCCUGAACAUCUGGGCUUGGGAUGUGCCAAUGUACCAACGACACUGGGACAGAUACCGCCAACCACUGCGGUGGCCAAUCUAACCAAGAUUGCGGAGGAUACAUUUUCCGGUUACAACAGCGGCGACGAGCAUCUGCAGCCAAAGGAGCGCAAGAUACCGGCGGAGGAGUGGCAGCGUCGCGAUGUGGAGUUCGCCAAGUGCAUGGAAGAGAACGGCUAUGAACUGAAGCCCGUCGAGGAGGACGGAGCCUGCCUCUUUCGGUCCAUCUCGCUUCAAAUCUACGGCGAUGAGGGAAUGCACGAUGUGAUUCGCCAGCAUACCAUGGAUUAUAUUCACGAGAACCGUGAGUACUUUGGGCAGUUUGUCACUGAGGACAUCAGCAGCUACAUCCAGCGAAAGCGGGCUCGCGAUGCUCACGGCAAUCACAUUGAAAUUCAGGCCAUAUCGGAGAUCUAUAGUCGCACAGUCGAGGUCUACUGCUAUCAGGCUACCCCAAUCAAUAUCUUCAACUCUGAGCAAUCGCAGGCUGGCUACCCCCCGCUCCGCCUAUCGUAUCAGCGUGGCUCUCACUACAAUGCCAUUUUGGAUCCCUACAACGCCACCGUCGGCGUUGGCCUGGGCUUGGCUGGCUACAAGCCUCAGGUUCAAACCAAAGAGGCUUUGCGUCUCAGCGAGCAGCUGGAGAUCGAGCAGACGAUGUUCGAGGACAAGCUGAAGACCACAGAUUGGGAGGCCACCAAUGAGGCCAUCGAGGAGCAGAUUGCACGCGAGUCCUACCUGCAGUGGUGCCGCGACAACAUGCAACGCUCGCGCAGUAGCAAUACAGCCGGCGGCUCGGCCACAUCCUCGACAGUUACCUCGGCUGAAGCUCUCACCGACUCGGACGCCUCGCCCUCCAAGUACUCGUGUGGUGGCACCAGCAGCAGCGGCGGUAUCGCGGCUGCAACUCUGGCCAGCGUUAGCAGUGUUGCUGGCCCAUCCACAAUGUUUUCGAUGUCACCCAAAACGCUCACACAGUUCGGACACAAGCUUCCGCCAGAAGUCGGCGAUCUGGGCGGCUACGAAAGCGACGCCACAGACAUGAGCAGCACCAGCUCGGUGGGGCACUGCGGUGGCAACGCCUCCCCCAGCACUGCAGCCGCCCAGCGGUCAAGCAAAGCCUCCAAGUCACAGCGCCGCACUACGCUGCGCAAGAAGCGCCGCCACGAAACUCGUGAGGGAUCGUUGGCUGGCAAAAGUACCGAGGCUAUUGAGGCUCCGCUACGCAAAAGUCCCAAGCGUGAUGCUGUCCCUUCUGCAGCUCGUGCCAUCACCCCAGAGGCUGAUCAGCAGCCCUGUACAUCAAAGCAAUCGUCGCACUCGCCGCAGAAGCGGGGGGAUGCUCCGUCGUCGAAUAUUUAUCAGGAAUUACUCGAGGCUUCGCUUGCCAAUGAUGCUGUGGCAGGGCGCAACGAGCGCGAGAUGCUUCAGCGGGCCAUUCAAAUGUCGACAAGCGACUACAUGGAAGACCAGAAGCGGAAGUAUCUCUGCGGGCCAUAGGAGAUGGUAGCCGCAACGCGUCGUUCUUUGUACAGUGAUUUAAGAGUUCUUUUCGCAACGAAAACGAAACACAAAAACCUACCAAAAACCAAACGCAGUAAAUAUCUACAAUUCUGAAACAUUGAUGAAUAGGCGGCCACCCAUGAAUUUAUCGUAGAGGAAAUCGGGGCAUGCCCCAAUUUUCAACGCAUACACUAUACUACAUGAUAUAUGUAUCUGUAUAUUAAGCAUAUAUUUUGUUAUGAAGUAAAUCCACAAACAAAACCAUUCAUCAUCGAAUCUGCAGAUGGAUUUGUACAGAUGCACAAAUUUUGAUAAGCUUCGAGACCCCUCUACCCUGUCCGAUUUUCUGUCACGAAUGUGUGCUCCAUUUCCCU
Drosophila obscura is the source of this 2813-nucleotide messenger RNA. RefSeq names its product OTU domain-containing protein 5-B (gene Duba). The record is from RefSeq and is a predicted model, not a curated record. The coding region runs from base 469 to 2436 and encodes 655 amino acids. Gene Ontology annotation, molecular function: K63-linked deubiquitinase activity; cysteine-type deubiquitinase activity. The transcript is spliced from 9 exons. Lineage: Eukaryota; Metazoa; Arthropoda; Insecta; Diptera; Drosophilidae. Gene Ontology annotation, biological process: protein deubiquitination.